Molecule: messenger RNA, 2391 nt
Organism: Cuscuta epithymum
Lineage: Eukaryota; Viridiplantae; Streptophyta; Magnoliopsida; Solanales; Convolvulaceae
Source: the annotation of a GenBank genome assembly
UCUGCCAGUCUGCCAUUGACCCCACCCAAAACCGAACCCGUCCUCUCUCACGGUAAAUCUCCUUCUGAAACCCAUUUCUUUUUGUUUCUUUUUCGCAAGUUAAAACAAAACUCGCCCCUCAAUUUCAUCCCUGCACUGUCACUAGCGGUUCUGGGUUUUGUUCUUUGAUGUGGUCGGAGGAGUAGUUGUGAUGUUAUGGCGGCAGACGAGGUCGUCACCAGGACUUUCAGAGAGCUGGUGGAGAGGGCGGAGAAGAAGUUCGCUAGGGUGAGGGACUUGCCGCCCUACGACGGCGGGGCGCCGGCGGGGCACUACUUCCACAAGGUGUUCAAGUCCUACAUGCGGUUGUGGAAGUACCAGCAGGAGAACCGGUCGAAGCUGGUGGAGUCCGGGCUGCAGCGCUGGGAGAUCGGCGACAUCGCAUCCCGGAUCGGCCAGCUCUACUUCAGCCAGUACGUUCGCACAAGCGAGGCUCGCUUCCUCCUCGAGUCCUACAUCUUCUACGAGGCGAUUCUCAACCGCAACUACUUCGACGGCUCCCGCACCAACCGCAGCGUACGCUUCAAGGAGCUCCGGUUUUACGCCAGGUUUCUUAUGGUUUCCUUGAUUUUGAACCGUUAUGAGAUGGUGGAACAGCUGGUUGAGCGGUUCAAGGCUCUUGUCGACGAUAGCAAAGCCUCUUUUCCUGGCACGAACUUCAAAGAGUGGAAACUGGUGGUAAAUGAGAUUGUUCGGUUUACAAAGGUGGAUUUGGGCUCUUCAGCUGUUAGGCCUUUGCGGUUUACUGCUACUUUUGAUUCAUAUCCAUUGUCUCAACCUUAUGUGGCCCGUUUCCAUGCUAAGAAGGUCCUAAAGUUUCAAUAUGCAGUGCUGACAAGCUAUCAUAAAAAUGAGGUCAAAUUUGCAGAACUAACUUUAGACACUUUUAGAAUGCUCCAAUGCUUGGAAUGGGAACCCAGUGGAUCUUUCUAUCAUCAGAAGAAACCAAUUGAACCACGAGAGAAUAGGGUGACAUUUGACCAGUCUUUGACUUCUGGACUGAUUGAUAUGAAUUUGGCUGCAGACAUGAUGGAUCCAGAUCUUCCUUCAAAUCCUAAAAAAUUCACUCUUUAUCGCCCUUCUGUGGCACAAUUGAUCGCGGUCAUUGCCACAAUAUGUGAGGAGCUUCCUCCAGAAAGUGUGAUCGUAUUAUACAUCUCUGCAUCAGGGAAUCCAGGUCAGAGUAGUCCAUCACAUAUGGAUAACACUAUACAUUCAAGAAGAUCUUCAAAGCUCGCGGCUGCAACCUUAUCUCAAACCACUUUGCAUGAAAACAAUAAUAGCUGCAAUGGGGACCCAGAUAACUACUUGGAGAACUCGUUGUGCUUUGGUCCUAGCAGAAAUGGAGUUCAUAACAACUUAUAUCCUGGGGAUCUGAUCCCUUUUACCAGAAGACCUCUCUUUGUAGUUAUUGACAGUGACAAUAGCCGUGCAUUCAAGGCAGGUUCUGCAAGGAGCUGAAAGAGGGGAAAGAUGUGCUUUACUUCUAUCUCCUUUAAGGCCAUCGUUUAAGAACCCAAGCACUGAUGUGAUCCUGGAUGGAAGCCAGUUUACCAUAUUCUUGACUGAUCCCUUACAGGCUUUCUGCCAACUCGUUGGCCUCAAGGUUUCAGACAACAAUCCUGAUGUUUACAAGGAUGCUGAUGCUAUCAUCUCAACUUCAUUUUCCGAAUGGGAGAUAAUGCUCUGCACAACUCCAAGCCUAGACUUGGUCUGGGCUCAAGUAUUGUCUGAUCCGUUUCUGCGGCGGCUUAUUCUAAGAUUCAUUUUCUGUCGUGCUGUGCUCACUCUAUUUAUCCUUCAUGAAGAAACUGACUACCAUUUGCCUGUUUGUGUCCCCGAGCUUCCUGAUUCAUUCAAUCCGAAUUCUGAAUCUGUACAACCUAAUAUCAGACGUCUAGCAAAUCAUCUUAAAGUUGCUGAUUCUUUUCAUGUGUAUUGAUUGAGUUGUUGCUAAGGGGAAUGAAGAAGAUUGUACCAUACUGGGUAAAAACUAAUUGGCCGAGUUGAUGUAAGAAAAUACUAGUUGCUUGCUCAGUAUAGUACAACAUGCUUAUAUGACAGUAAAAAAGUAGUCUCUAGUUGAUGUGCAGAAAGUUAGUUUCUUGUGCUUCAAUUAUUAGUGCAUUGGCCUUGCUUGAUAGCUUUCACCCAGGAAUCAUUGUUUAUUGUGCUAUAAUGGUUGUUUUGUAUUUACAGUUUGCAGGAAAUUAUUCAGUCAGAAACUGUUCAUACUUCAUACUUUCUGUAGUAUGUAAAGGAGGCUAGUUUAACAUAUUAUCUCUUUCUUUGAUUCUUUUUAGCAAGAAUAAUGUGCCUUUAGUUGCAAUUACCAUAUUUCACUGAUUUCAC